Schistosoma guineensis is the source of this 858-nucleotide messenger RNA. The record is from the annotation of a GenBank genome assembly. Lineage: Eukaryota; Metazoa; Platyhelminthes; Trematoda; Strigeidida; Schistosomatidae.
AUGUCCGAGUCUUUACCAAAUGUUGAAGAUUUGCACAAAUUGAAGUUAAGCGACCUGAAAAAAAUAUGUAAAGAAAACAAACUUCCAUCUACAGGAACAAAAGUCGAACUCAUCUCACGUAUUACGGAAAUGCACGGAAAUAAAUUUGUACUGUUACAACCUGGCGAUGAAGCAGAACUGCUUGGAGAUGAUGAAGAUGGUGAUUCUAACCAUGUGAAUAUAUCACUCUCUACGACAACAGCAAUGGAUUGUAGCAAUAGUAAUGAAUCUCCAAAUGGCCUUAACUUCCCAGCUGUAACUGCAAAUAAAACUGUCGGACGUAAACGUCCAGCCAGUGAACUGACACCUGAAAAAGAUUCAAUGACUGGUGGUGAAAAAGUUCUGAAAAUUGCACAUACAACUGAUGAUUCACAUGAUAAUGCUAAAGAGGAAAUAAAAAAUCUAUCGGAUUCUGAGCGUUUAAUAUCUCGUACUAAACGUUUUAUGUCCGAUGAUGAAAAAACAAUUGCUCGUGCUAAACGAUUCGGUUUACCAAUUAGUAAUACUGUAAAUACUGCAUGUUCAAAUGAUGCUUUAAAAUUGGAUGAAUUAGAAAAAUUAAAAAAACGUGCUGAACGAUUUGGUGUUACUACUAGUAAAACAUUAGAAAAGUUAACCGAUUUGGAGCGUAAAGCUAAACGUUUGGAGAAAUUCGGUAAACCUCUGUCAUCAGUGAAUACACAGAUUAAUGAUGAAUUAGCAAAGUCUAUUCGUGCACAAAAAUUUGGCCUGGUUUUAUCCAGUAACAACAGUAUGUCGGAUGCUGAAAAAUUAUCUAAACGUCAAGCACGAUUUGGUUUAGUUGAUAAUAAAAUUUAA